This is a messenger RNA of Phascolarctos cinereus (koala), 2287 nucleotides long. It is a transcript of the gene PEX14, whose product is annotated as peroxisomal biogenesis factor 14. Gene Ontology annotation, cellular component: peroxisomal membrane; peroxisomal importomer complex. Lineage: Eukaryota; Metazoa; Chordata; Mammalia; Diprotodontia; Phascolarctidae. Gene Ontology annotation, molecular function: signaling receptor binding. The record is from RefSeq and is a predicted model, not a curated record. Gene Ontology annotation, biological process: protein import into peroxisome matrix, docking.
CAGUGAGGGCGUUCAGUUCAGGAGGAGCCUCGCGGGGCGGCGAUCGAUUAGUCAGGCCUCAGAAAGAUGGCGUCCUCUGAGCAGGCAGAGCCGACGAGCCAGCCUGGCUCUACCCCAGAAAACGAAAAGGUGGUGCCUCGGAAACCCCUUAUUGCCACUGCAGUCAAGUUUCUACAGAACUCCCGGGUCCGCCAAAGCCCACUUUCAACCAGAAGGGCAUUUCUUAAGAAGAAAGGGCUGACAGAUGAAGAGAUUGACUUGGCUUUCCAGCAGUCGGGCAUGGCUGCCGAUGAGUCUCAGUCCUUGGGCCCUUCCGCCCCGAUGAUGCCCCUCCAGCCCCCUCACCUCCUGCCUCAGCCCUACAACCCUACAGGUUCUAGAUGGCGAGAUUAUGGGGCUCUGACCAUCAUCAUGGCAGGCAUCGCCUUUGGCUUCCACCAGCUCUACAAGAAGUACCUGCUCCCUCUGCUCAUGGGAGGCAAGGAGGACAGGAAGCAGCUUCAGAGAAUCGAGGCGAAUAUCUCGGAGAUGAGCGGCAGCAUGACGCAGACAGUGACUCAGUUACAGGCGACGUUAGCCUCGGUCCAAGAAAUACUGAUCCAGCAGCAGCAGAAAAUCCAGGAUCUUACCCAGGAAUUGGCUGCCUCCAAGGCCACCACGUCCACUAACUGGAUCCUGGAGUCACAGAAUAUCAAUGAACUCAAGUGUGAGAUUAAUUCCUUAAAAGGACUCCUUCUAAACCGGAGGCAAUUCCCUCCAUCGCCUUCAGCCCCCAAGAUCCCAUCCUGGCAGAUCUCGGUGAAGUCCUCGUCUCCUUCCAACCCCACCGUAGCCAACCACAACAGCAGCAGCGACAUCUCUCCAGUCAGCAACGAAUCGGCCUCUUCUUCCCCAGUGAAGGAGAACCAUAGCCCUGAGGGGUCGAAGGUCAACUAUCACCUGCUGGGCCCAGAAGAGGAAGGGGAGGGGGUGAUUGAUGUGAAGGGCCAGGUGCGGAUGGAGGUACAGGGGGAGGAGGAGAAGAGAGAGGAGGAGGAGGAGGAAGAGGAGGACGUGAGCCACGUGGAUGAGGAAGAUUGCCUGGGCGUCCAGACUGAGGACCGGAGAGGUGGCGACGGGCAGAUCAACGAGCAGGUGGAGAAGCUGCGGAGGCCCGAGGGAGCUAGCAAUGAGAACGAGAUAGACUAGGACCAUUUAGUUUUCUUUCCUCUUCUUCCCUCCUGUCCACCCCUCUCCCUGCCCACAACACAGCCCCUUCUUUCUCCCCAGAGCACCUUUCAUCAGGAGAUGGGGAACUCUCCACAGGAGGGAUCUCUCUUGCAGUUCACCAGGUUUAGUGUUGACUGGCCCGGCACUCCAUGCGCUCAGCCUGCUGGCUUUCCUGGGCACUGCCAGGCUGUAAGGAUGGCUGUCCUCUCACCCUCCACUAGCCCUGCCUCAGCUCACUGGAGCCCUCCAAGUGUGAGCUGCGGACAGCCAGAAGGAUGGAGCGAUCCCCUUUCCUUGGGUCCAGCCUGGGGCCUCUGCGGAUCUUCCUGAAUCCUGCUGGCUUCUCUGAGUGUCCUUCAUUUUACUACCUAAACACCCCUAUCGCCUACAUUUCAGUUCUUAAAACCAGUCUGGCCUUUGAGAUCUGCUUGGCUCAGGAGUUGGGCUGAAGGGCUCUGGAGUCACCCACUGUCCUGGGCAGUUCUCUUUCCCCCUCGGGGCCUCUCACCUUUAAUACUGGUUGUGACAACAGGUGGCUUAAUUACCUGACUCGUAAUGCCUCAGGGGAGAAAGAGCUGCUGUUGAAAUUGGCCUCCAUCGCUCCUGUCCUCCCCAGCCCAGGCCCCUCCGUGUCCUCAUGAUCGGUGCAGCGAGCCCCUGGCUGCCUGCCCCAUGUCUGUGGAGCAGACGGCUCCAUCUUCCCUUUUCUUGGUUGGGUGAUGAGGGGGUCAGAGUGGUCAGCAGAGCCCCAGGGAGAGCCAGGCACAGAGGGCCUUCCCAGAGUGAGCUGUGCUGCUCGGCCCCUCUCCUCUCCCCUCAGCAGCUGCCCUGUUGUCCUCCUGGAGAAAUGAAAUGGGUUUUUGAGCGCUCACUUUUGCCGCAUCAUGUUCUCGACCGGUCCGGUGGUGACGCACGCUCCUUCCUCCCGGCACAGCAGCCGCCAGCCGAGCAGUUCCUGGAAUCGGAGUCUGUCCUCCUCGCAAAGAAAACUGUGCUCGUUUGUGUGAUCAUGUAUAGAUUCCGGAAUAUAAGAUAGGACUGUAUAUACUUGUAAUAAAUAGGAGGUACCACUAUUUAA